AUGCUGCUCAAUGCUAAUACCGCCCUCGCUUCCUUCAAAGCCCUUUUAGUUCCCUACUCAUCAUGGCAUGUCCCCCGAUACCAUGAAUGGAUGCAAGACCCAGAAAUCCAAGAAGCAACAGCCUCAGAACCUCUAACCCUCGAAGAAGAAUACUCAAUGCAACGCAGCUGGCGCCAAGACCCAGACAAACUCACCUUCAUCAUCUGCCGCGCGCUCAACGACUCCAUCCCCAGCCAAUCCCAGCUGCAACCCGACAGUGACUCGCCAUCCAACAUGGUCGGGGACAUCAAUCUCUUCCUGCGCGUCGACGACGGCGAAGAGGGCGAUGACGAGCCGCAGAUCAUUGGCGAGAUUGAGCUUAUGAUUGCCGAGAAGGCGAACCAGAGAAGAGGGUUCGGGAGGGCGGCGCUGCUUAUGUUUUUGAGGUAUAUUGUGGCUAAUGAGGAGGCUAUUUUGGAGGAGUUUGUUGGUGGGGCUGGGCUUGGGGUUGAAUGUGUUAGGAGGUUAAGGGAUGGAGGGUUGGGGGUUGCUUGCUUUAGUGUUAAGAUUGGGAAGGAGAAUGUGAGGAGUUUGGCUUUGUUUGAGAGUGUUGGAUUUGAAAAGGUGUCGGAGGAGGCGAAUUUCUUUGGGGAGUUUGAGUUGAGGAUGGGGGUGCUGCAGGCUGAGGGUGUUGAUCGGUUGCUUGGGAUGGCGGGUAUGGAUGGGGUUGUGGAGUUGGCUUAUAAGAGGGUGGAAUAG
This is a messenger RNA of Penicillium bovifimosum, 738 nucleotides long. RefSeq lists its product as uncharacterized. The coding region runs from base 1 to 738 and encodes 245 amino acids. Gene Ontology annotation, molecular function: N-acetyltransferase activity. Lineage: Eukaryota; Fungi; Ascomycota; Eurotiomycetes; Eurotiales; Aspergillaceae. The transcript has 3 exons. Gene Ontology annotation, biological process: protein acetylation. The record is from RefSeq and is a predicted model, not a curated record.